Molecule: messenger RNA, 2309 nt
Organism: Cylicocyclus nassatus
Lineage: Eukaryota; Metazoa; Nematoda; Chromadorea; Rhabditida; Strongylidae
Source: the annotation of a GenBank genome assembly
AGUGAGAGCUCUGUAGAUCACUUUAGGUAUGGAUGGCCUUUUUUACCUCCUACAAUGUCUUUUGAUUGCAAAUGUUUUUGCCAAUAAAUUUACCGAUCCUCACACUUUGCCGGAUCGCAAAGUGAUGGUUCAACUUUUUGAAUGGAAGUGGACUGAUAUAGCACAAGAAUGUGAAAACUUUCUAUGGAAGUACGGUUACGGUGCCGUACAGGUAUCACCGCCUAAUGAACACAUCACACUGGAAUUAGACGGCAGCAUGCCAUGGUGGGUUAGAUACCAACCAGUCAGUUACAAAUUUGCAUCACGCAGUGGGACCAAUGACGAAUUUGUAGAUAUGGUCAAAAGAUGCAAUAAAGUGGGAGUGAGAAUUAUUGUUGACGCCGUCAUAAAUAACAUGGUAGGAGUAGGCCAAGUAAAAGGAGAGGAGGGUAGGGGCAGCAGUGGAAAUUCGAAUUUCACCGCUACCGAAGCAAUGAUGGAUUUUCCUCAGGUUCCGUACACGAAUUCGGAUUUUAACAAAUGUAAAAGGAACAUCACAGAGGAUUCUGAAGAAGAGGCAGGAGACUUGCGAAAUUGUCGACUAAAUGGAUGGCUCGAUUUGAAUCAGGAAGUCCCUAAUGUGCAAGAUAGAAUCAUCGAUUACUUGAACAGUCUUACAGGCGCAGGAGUUGCUGGAUUCAGAAUUGGGUCUUCAAGAUAUAUGUGGCCCAGAGACCUCGAAGUGAUCCAGAAAAGACUUAGCACGUUGAACAACGAUAUUUUUGGUUAUCCUGAGUACCCAUUCUUUGUUCAUGAAGUCAGUGAUCAAGACAAAAUAAUAGACUACUCGGAUUACAAGCACUUAGGAAGAUAUGUCAAUACAAGUUUCGGCAAUGAGAUUACGGCAGCGGUAAAACAAGAGCUCUUCCAAAAUUUGAAAAAUCUUGAUAUUGAACACACCGGAGACGACACAGUAGUCUUUAUUGACAGCCAUGAAACUCAGAGAAAAGAUGCGCUGUCAUAUAAGAAUGAGGAAGAGUACAAAACUGCUGUAGCGUUUAUGCUCGCUUGGCCGUACGGAUUUCCUAGAAUUAUGAGCAGCUACUUCUUUGAAACUUAUGACCAAGGACCACCAGUUCGUCAGGUUAAUAAGGCCAAGUUCAACAGCGACUUGACAUGUAGCAAGGAUUCUGGCUGGGUUUGUGAGCAUCGAUGGCCGGUGAUAAGAAAUAUGGUAAAGUUCCGGUCAAUGGUACAAGGAGUCGAACAUCAUGUGAACAUCUCGGAUUAUAAUCGUAUUGCUAUUACAUAUAAAGGAAAAGGCUUCUUUGCCAUUAAUGGAAAUGACUGGGUUUGGUGGACAGACUUCAACACGACCUUACCUGAAGGCAAAUACUGCGAUCUUUGGACUGGUUCCCUUGAAAAUGGAGAUUGCACAGGAGAAAAAAUUGUAGUCAGAGCAGAUGGAAUGUCUGAUAUAGAAAUUGACCGUAUAGUUGCCAUAUCUGAAGCGUCGAGAAUAGGAUAUGUGGAUCCCACAACGACCACUAAACCGACAACAACUACGCGCACAACAACAACGACGAAAACAACUACGACUACAAAAACAACAACUCCUACUACAACUACUACUACAACACCAACUCAGUGGAAAAGAACUGUGCUAAUGCUCCAAUAUGGCACGAAACCCGGGGAGUAUAUAUUCUUCCGAGGUGGAACUGCCCACAUGCACAAAGAGAGCUGUCCUCCGCAAGACAGGCUAACUCCAUGUGCAAUCCCCAUCAGACACACCAACAUGACUUUCAAAUCUCAUUACGCAAUUGACUGGUACUAUCCAUGGAGCUCUGGCGAUAAAUACCUUGACUGGGAGCCAGCUGAAAACGGGCAAGGAAAGCAUUAUGAAAGAGAGUCAUAUGGUACUCCCAGCGUAUACUCUGACAGUAAUCAGAACGCUAAGGAAUAUCAUAUAUACAAUAAAUAUGGCAGAGCAUUCUGGAUGGUAGUGUUGGAUAUGGAUUGCUCACAGACUGAAAAUGGAUGGUUCGAACUGAAGGGCUUCCGUACGUUCGGUAAUUGGGCAACUCAAUGGGAAAAUGAUAUUAGACAAAGUACUUGCGGUGGAAGUAUUGGAGGUCCACCACCGUUCCAGAGUAAAAAUCACAUUGCUAGAUGCGGAGCGCAGAACGUAUUCUACUGGGGCAGCAAUGGUUGUAUAAUUGAUGAAGUUCCUAGCUAUGAUCCGUAACAAAAAGCAAGGACUGUAAAUUCUCCGAUUGUGUGCUGCACGUUGUUUAUGUUAAGACCCCAAUAAAGUUGAUAGAAUAAGUGAC